This is a messenger RNA of Cricetulus griseus (Chinese hamster), 85 nucleotides long. NCBI's taxonomy places the organism in Eukaryota, Metazoa, Chordata, Mammalia, Rodentia, Cricetidae. The record is from RefSeq and is a predicted model, not a curated record.
AAACGGGAAGCGAGCGGAGACUGCCGCUAACUUUUUUGUUGUUGUGAGACAGAAUCCUACCUACUCGAGAUUCGAUUCAAAUUAG